Molecule: messenger RNA, 6601 nt
Organism: Neomonachus schauinslandi (Hawaiian monk seal)
Lineage: Eukaryota; Metazoa; Chordata; Mammalia; Carnivora; Phocidae
Gene: JADE2
Product: jade family PHD finger 2
Exons: 13
Coding region: 230-2713 (827 amino acids)
Biological process (GO): regulation of transcription by RNA polymerase II
Cellular component (GO): histone acetyltransferase complex
Source: RefSeq, a predicted model, not a curated record
CAGUAUAUUGCCUAAAGAAGAUUAAACCCAAAGCCAGGCAUGUGGCUAGGCCAGAGAACCAGCUCCCUUCUCUGAAGAAGGGAUCGGAAGAACCCUGCAGUUGCCAAUGGGCAGCCAUCUGUGGGAGCGAGCGGACUGAGCUUUGCCCUCUCUGAGGUGGAGGGUAGGGUGAGAAGGUGCCGAAGGACAAAGUAGACAAAACCCCUUUCAUUCUUCCAGGACCCCCUAGAUGGAAGAGAAGAGGCGAAAAUACUCCAUCAGCAGCGACAACUCUGACACCACUGACAGUCACGCUACAACUGCAUCACGAUGCUCCAAACUGCCCAGCAGCACCAAGUCGGGCUGGCCCCGGCAGAACGAAAAGAAGCCCUCGGAGGUUUUCCGGACAGACUUGAUCACAGCCAUGAAGAUCCCAGACUCCUGCCAGCUCAGCCCGGAUGACUACUACAUCCUGGCGGACCCAUGGCGACAGGAAUGGGAGAAGGGCGUGCAGGUGCCCGCGGGGGCAGAGGCUAUUCCAGAGCCCGUGGUGAGGAUCCUCCCGCCGCUGGAAGGCCCCCCUACCCAGGUGUCCCCUAGCAGCUCUGAACUUGGCGAGGGCUCCCAGCCUGAUUGGCCUGGGGGCAGCCGCUAUGACCUGGACGAGAUUGAUGCCUACUGGCUGGAGCUCAUCAACUCGGAGCUCAAGGAGAUGGAGAGGCCCGAGCUAGACGAGCUGACGCUGGAGCGUGUGCUGGAGGAGCUAGAGACCCUGUGCCACCAGAAUAUGGUGCGGGCCAUCGAGACUCAGGAGGGCUUGGGCAUCGAGUAUGAUGAGGACGUCGUCUGUGAUGUGUGUCGCUCUCCCGAGGGUGAAGAUGGCAAUGAGAUGGUCUUCUGUGACAAAUGCAACGUCUGCGUGCACCAGGCAUGCUACGGGAUCCUCAAGGUGCCCACGGGCAGCUGGCUGUGCCGGACGUGUGCCCUGGGUGUCCAGCCAAAGUGCCUGCUCUGCCCCAAACGAGGAGGAGCCUUGAAGCCCACCAGAAGCGGGACCAAGUGGGUGCACGUCAGCUGCGCUCUGUGGAUUCCUGAGGUCAGCAUUGGGUGUCCAGAGAAGAUGGAGCCCAUCACCAAGAUCUCGCAUAUCCCAGCCAGCCGCUGGGCUCUGUCCUGCAACCUCUGCAAGGAGUGCACAGGCACCUGCAUCCAGUGUUCCAUGCCUUCCUGCGUCACAGCGUUCCACGUCACGUGCGCUUUUGACCAUGGCCUGGAAAUGCGGACUAUCUUAGCAGACAACGACGAGGUAAAGUUCAAGUCGUUCUGCCAGGAGCACAGUGACGGGGGCCCUCGGGGGGAGCCCACUUCCGACCCCACGGAGCCCAGCCCCGCCGGCGAGGACCUGGAGAAGGUGACCGUGCGCAAGCAGCGGUUGCAGCAGCUGGAGGAAGACUUCUACGAGCUGGUGGAGCCAGCCGAGGUGGCUGAGCGGCUGGAGCUAGCCGAGGCGCUGGUUGACUUCAUCUACCAGUACUGGAAGCUGAAGAGGAAAGCCAACGCCAACCAGCCCCUGCUGACCCCCAAGACCGAUGAGGUGGACAACCUGGCCCAGCAGGAGCAGGAUGUCCUGUACCGCCGCCUCAAGCUCUUCACACACCUGCGGCAGGACCUGGAGAGGGUUAGAAAUCUGUGCUACAUGGUGACAAGGCGCGAGAGAACGAAGCACGCCAUCUGCAAACUGCAGGAGCAGAUAUUCCACCUGCAGAUGAAACUGAUUGAACAGGAUCUGUGUCGAGAGGGGUCUGGGAGGAGAGCAAAGGGCAAGAAGAGUGACUCGAAAAGGAAAGGCCGUGAGGGCCCGAAGGGCAGCCCAGAGAAGAAAGAGAAAGUGAAGGCGGGGCCCGACUCAGUCCUGGGGCAGCUGGGCCUGUCCACCUCCUUCCCCAUCGAUGGCACCUUCUUCAACAGCUGGCUGGCUCAGUCAGUGCAGAUCACGGCGGAGAACAUGGCCAUGAGCGAGUGGUCACUGAACAAUGGGCACCGUGAAGACCCCGCUCCGGGGCUGCUGUCAGAGGAGCUGUUGCAAGACGAGGAGACGCUGCUGAGCUUCAUGCGGGACCCCUCUCUGCGACCUGGGGACCCUGCCAGGAAGGCCCGGGGCCGCACCCGCCUGCCUGCCAAGAAGAAGCCACCACAGGAUGGGCCUGGCUCACGGACGACUCCAGACAGAUCCCCCAAGAAGCCCUGGGGCCAGGAUGCAGGCAGUGGCAAGGGGGGGCAAGGGCCAGUGGCCCGGAAACCAACACGGCGAACGCCUUCCCACCUGCCGUCUAGCCCUGCAGCUGGGGACUGUCCCAUCCCAGCAGCCCCCGAGAGCCCCCCUCCUCUGGCCCCCGAGACCCCGGACGAGGCAGCCCCAAUGGCUGCCGACUCGAAUGUCCAAGUGCCUGGCCCUACAGUGAGCCCCAAGCCCUUGGGCCGGCUCCGGCUGCCCCGCGAAAACAAGGGAACCCGGAGAUCGCCAGGUGCCAGGCCUGAUGCUGGGACAGGACCGCCCUCUGCUGUGGCCGAGAGGCCCAAGGUCAGCCUACACUUUGACACUGAGACCGAUGGUUACUUCUCUGAUGGGGAGAUGAGCGACUCAGAUGUGGAAGCUGAGGACAGUGGGGUGCAGCGGGCUCCCCGGGAAGCAGGGGCUGAGGAGGUGGUCCGCAUGGGGGUGCUGGCCUCCUAAGUCACCCCCUACCCCGUCCCAGGCCCUGCCCUGGUCCUCCCGUGAGGCCUCAGCCCAGUCACAACUGCCAUUUCCAAUCUCUGCUGAGUGUCUCAGACCCUUGAGACUGCCACUCUGUUGUGGUUUUAUUUUUAAUAUAGAGAGAGUUUUGAAUUCCACACUGUUGUCUUUCUUCUGUGCUGGCCUAGGACAGUAGGAUUCCUUCCACGGCUCUGGCCGCAGGGACUGUCGCAGGUCCUGUGCACCAUCCCUGCCUGGGCAGUGCCCCGCCCUGGCCCACGCGGCGUCGCUGGGCUCCUGGCUAGAUGUAGGCAAGGUGAAGAAGAGCUCAGGCCUCCAGCCCGCUGCCACUGGGUGACACAGACCGUCGUUUGGGCAUUAUUUCACGGCAGAUGGGCCAGCCCAGGGCCUGCCCCGCCUUGCCCCCAAAUCCCACUGGGGUCCAUUUGGGGGGUCCUGCUGCACUCCACUGAUCCCCAAGGAAGUAUGCUAAGUGAUACCCAGCCAGAGUCUACUCACUGUCACAAGCACAACGAGCUUAUACAAGAAAGCACUGAGGGGGCGCAGAGGGACCGCUGGUUCCAGAGGAACCACAGCUGUUCCUGAUCAACCCACAUCAUCUGAGGCCUGCCCGCCCACCCCGCGACCCCCCACUCCCUUGCUGCUCCGCCCCUGCCAGUGCCCAGCCCGGCGGCUCUGAGAAAGGGUUCCUAGAAUCCUUCCUGAGCUGUGCCAUUUACUCAGGGGACUCCCAAACAGCCAGCCGCCAGUGCCGGUGGGAGCUGCAAGGGAGGGCCAGUGCCCAGACAGGGGUGUGGGGCUCAGACUCACCCACUUAGAGAAUUGCUCUGGGGCUCCAACUUCCUUCCUUCCUUCGGGGCCAGUCUCGGCCGAAGUCUGGUCACUCCCAGACAGCUGACCUGACCAGACCAGACCGUUUGCCUUUCCAAGUUUUCCAGUCCUGCUAAGAGACGAGCUUCUUCCUCGGUUUCCUUUUGGAAACUCCUCCUUCCAACAAGCAGUGGGAUCCCGGGGCCUGGGGCAGAUUUCAAGUCUUGCUGGAUGUUCCUGGUUCCUCUGUCCCUGUGAGCCGUUACCCCCUCUCCUGGGUAUGCCCUCCCUCCCCACCACCGACCCACCUGCCGCCUUUUCCGUCCCACCCUCUAGGUCCCAGGUAGUUGCUCUGAAGAGUUUCAGUGGAGUGGCCCCAGGGUGAUAGCUCAGGGAACAAACACAAAAGGAAUUCAGUGAAAACAUGGGUUUUUUUCUUUCAUGAAUUACUCCUGGGUCACUUCCGCCACUGGUGAAGCCAGAACUUCUCCAACAAGAACCUUGCAAAAGUCCAGUGAAUCAGUCGAAUCAUUCUAUGGAUGCCAAAGAAUAUUUUGACCAUAAUACAGCACAGCCUGGACCUGACAACUUGUCACUUGGACUUUUUUUUUUUUUUUUUAAAUGGAGUUCUUUAGCAACAAAGUGUAGAGACAUGUUCAUUGCACACACCCAAGGAGGCGAGCCCAAGCUCUUGGAAGAGGGUGCUGUUCUGCUGCUGAACUGUUAGAAUCGGGAAGCGGGAACCAGCGCUGGAUUUCAGAUCCUGGGCUGGGCCCACUGUGAGCUUUCCCAAACUCUGAGACUCAACCGGGGGUGGGGGGGGUAGAAUACCGACCACAAAACCAGCAUGGCGAAAGUCUUCACCAUGUGGUUCCCCCCAACACAAAUACACAACGCAGAUCAGCGGGAUGGGGAGCAGCGUGACCACCCACCCCCGACUGCAGAACUUUCAAGGUACGACAGUGGCAUUGUCAUCGACACUCAGUUUCGUGUGAAUUUUAGCAAAACAGGAAGCAAAGACAGGACUCCGUUCAGAAGAUUGGGCACAUUGGUCCGGGUGGAGUGGACUCAGGGCGGGCUUCCAGGAUUCUGGGCGUUGGGAUGGCACAAGGCACCGUGGAGAGUUCAGUCCGCCUGCCUCCUUGGGAGUCCCGGCCAGUGCGGCGUCUGCACCAGCGGCCCAACCCCCGUUCUCUGUUUACUGCCUUUGAACAGUCGUCCUUCCUUCCCCGUGCUUUGGGUCACAGUCUUGUCUGUGCUGGAUUGCCCGGUCUGACCUCGCAGGAAGCCAGGGGACGCGAUUAAAGAGCGACCAACUCUGCCGGGGGUGGGGGUGGGGUGCCGGGAAUGGCUCAGGCCCAAUAGACUCAGCCCUUGCCCCCUCACCCCUCCACGCGUCCCGAGGCAGAGUCUGGGCUCCCCCGGGGGCAGGAGAGAAUGCAGCCUGGCUGGCCAGGGUCUGGUCUGGGUCGGCCAGGUGGGGCAGCCAGCUCUCUUCAGGGGGCCUCUGCCCAAGUUGGCCUCUGGAUUCUCUUCUGUGUUGGCUCUUGGCUUUGGACUGGACUCUCCCUGGGGCCAUGUCCUGCACAGGGCCCAGGGAUCUGUUCAGCCAGCCGGUGAGGGAUGUGGGGGGCCUUCACUCCCAGGCCAGCCCUAGGGCUGUUCUUGCCGGGCAGCUGUCCACCUCUAGGAUGCCCAGCAAGGCUACACAGAGGUCAGAGAUGCUGAUCCCCACCACUGUCAUUUCCUCCAUUAGCCACAGCCCCUUCCCUCUCUGGUCUACUGCCCGCCGUGUAGACAGCUUUGCCACCCCUGGCAUUGAGGUUGGAAACAGGGAAGAAGGCAGGAGGCCUUUUGCAGGCCAGAGGCUGAGGCAGAGCUCCUGGUUGACCACAUCUGCCCCCACUCACUGGCCCUCUUCUGGGAGGGAGAAGCUGCUCUGUUACUCAUUCUGUCAUUCCCCAUUCUCCCAGUCCUGGCUGCACAGCUCCUCCCUCCCCCUCAUCACAGCAAGAAAAGGAUAUGGUGCACGGAAAGUAUUUUUAUGGAUCAUAAAUGUAUUUUAAAGUGAGGAAGGAGAAGAAAGGUAGAAGCUUUAUUUUAUUAAAUGAGCUCUCUGACUUUGUGACAGUGUGUGAGCGUUUGUAAUGUCAGGGUCUCGAUUUCCUUCGAGAAGCCACCAAGGUUCCAGACGUGGGUGCCGGACUGUAGGUGUGUGCACCUGGGCCAGGGUGCAUGCCCUGUGUCCUUGCGCAUGCGUGUCUGUGUGUUGUGUAUGGGCACAUUGUGGGACUGGCUGGGGCAAUUUUUAGGGAAUCAACUGCCCACUACUAACACAUUGGCGGCAGCUGGACUGGGCAUUUCCUUGCUCACUGCCAGAUGUGGUUAACCUCUGCCCGUGCCCGGAGCUCUGCAGAAUGGUCUGGAUGCCGCAGCAAGGCCCUGGGGGAGGCCGCUUCCCACGCUCCGGCCCGGCUGGCCACAUUGGCCAAGGAGCCAGGGCUGGAGUCCGUUCUUUAAGGCACUUCCUGCCACCUUGUCCCUCAGACGCACCAACACUCUGUGCUCCACAAACGACUCGGGGUGGGGGGAUGAUAUGAAUGUCACAGGAGGUGACACCUUCUGUCCUUGUUUCAAAGAAAGUGAUGUGCCAUUUGUUAAUAUACAAGAGAAAUACUGAAAAUAUAUUGAAAAGAGCAAUUUUAAAUUAUUUUUGGCUUAUGUUGCAAUAUUUAUUUUCUUGUAUUAGAAAAGAUUCCUUUGUAGAGAAAAAAAUGUAUUUUUCAUUAACGCAAAGACCUAUUUCCCCUUUUUGUACAUUGUCCACGUUCGCUCCCCUUAACGAGCAAUAGAAUGUACGGCCGCCUUGCUGCGGCCGGAGCCCGCGCGCCCUGCAUGAUUCUGUGUUGCUGCUGCUGCUGCGUAGCUCCCACUCCCAUCCUGUCCUGCUCACUCAUGGGGGUUUCCGGACCCCGGCCCCCACCAGGGCCUGUGUCUCAAGGAGCCCUUUGCACUCCUCGUGUGUUGGCAAACGCAGUGAAUAAAGCAAUGUUUUCC